Molecule: messenger RNA, 450 nt
Organism: Pichia membranifaciens NRRL Y-2026
Lineage: Eukaryota; Fungi; Ascomycota; Pichiomycetes; Pichiales; Pichiaceae
Exons: 1
Biological process (GO): mitotic cell cycle; positive regulation of transcription by RNA polymerase II
Cellular component (GO): nucleus
Molecular function (GO): DNA-binding transcription factor activity, RNA polymerase II-specific; RNA polymerase II cis-regulatory region sequence-specific DNA binding
Source: RefSeq, a predicted model, not a curated record
AUGAACAAUUCGCUGUCCUCCGGCCCCAGCUUGAAGUCCAAGAAAACUCUCAAGAGCCCUAAUAAAGCCCAUAUACCUCAACAUCAAGACUACUCACAACACCCACACCAAACUCAGCAGCAGUCCUCCAAAUUGCGCCGUGGCCCUUGGUCGCCAGAGGAAGACAAACACCUACUUGACUUGGUGUCUCUGUUCGGUGGAGAGAAAAACCUCAAUUGGGUCAAAAUAUCCCAAAUGUUGGAAACACGAUCCGCCAAGCAGGCCCGUGAAAGGUACCACCAAAACUUAAAACCCUCUUUGAAUAGAACACCAAUAACACCUGAAGAAGGUCUGUUGAUUGAGGAGUUGGUGGAUAGGUAUGGGAAGCGCUGGGCAGAAAUAGCCCGCCACUUGAACGGCAGAAGUGAUAAUGCCAUUAAGAACUGGUGGAACGGUGGGGCUAGUAGACGC